Pygocentrus nattereri (red-bellied piranha) is the source of this 522-nucleotide messenger RNA. Its product is annotated as actin cytoskeleton-regulatory complex protein PAN1-like. The record is from RefSeq and is a predicted model, not a curated record. Lineage: Eukaryota; Metazoa; Chordata; Actinopteri; Characiformes; Serrasalmidae. Bases 3 to 467 code for a protein of 154 amino acids. The transcript has 2 exons.
AUAUGCUGAAACGCAACACCUGCAUACCUGCUCUUAUUUCCACCUCUGGGCUUUGUGGCACAGCAGCAGUGGCGUUAUUCCCCCUAAAGGAGCGCAAUUCCAAACAUAUGUUACAGUCACUGGUGCUGUAUGAAUAUGGUGUGACUCCAGUGACGGUGACUCCAGUGACGGUGGGUCCAGUGACGGUGGCUCCAGUGACGGUGCUUCCAGUGACGGUGGUUCCAGUGACGGUGGUUCCAGUGACGGUGACUCCAGUGACGGUGGUUCCAGUGACGGUGGCUCCAGUGACGGCGGCUCCAGUGACGGCGACUCCAGUGACGGCGACUCCAGUGACGGCGGUUCCAGUGACGGUGGCUCCAGUGACGGUGGUUCCAGUGACGGUGGCUCCAGUGACGGUGGCUCCAGUGACGGUGACUCCAGUGACGGUGACUCCAGUGACAUCAAAGUUAAAACUGAGGAUUUUGUAAAUUGGCCGACUCACUGGUGGUCAGGUGUCCUCGUGUAUUUAAAAUCAGUAAUAAA